GAGGCAGUUGGUUCGCGGACUCGGUCGCGGUUGGGUCGAGCACAUUUUGGGCGUUUUGGAAAAUUUCGGAAGGGAAGUUGGCAAAAGGGUGCGGCAGUGUGAAAAGUGAAACGUUGGAGUGGGAGUUUUGUAAUUGUCCCCGAUGGUGGUAGCGAUAGUGACUUUGCCACGGAUGUUGUGGCAAACUUUUGGUGGAACUUUAGGCUUUGAAUUUCCUCAUUUGAGUGUUAUUAAUUUAUUCCAACCUAUACAAUGUUAAAACAUUAGUUUUGGGAAUGGUUUAGAAAAAAAAAAAAAUAACUGAUUGAAGUGUCUACAAGAGUGAAAUUAAAAAUAACAGCAAGAUUAUUAGUAGAAAAAAAAAAAACAGAAAAAAAUCACCAUGGAGCCCAGCAUAGUGUCCCUGCUCCUCCUGUUCUCACUGGGUGCCUCUUCGUCGGGCUACAACCUGCCAACGACCCGGCACGUCGAGGAGCAGCCCCGGCACCACCUCCAGCAGGACAUUUUAGACUUUCUCAACCUGAUCCCGUUCGACGACGUGCAGUCGCUGAUGCAGUACUACUACCACUACGACGCGCAGGUGGAAAGUGCGCUCGAUUACGUGUCCAGCGAGGACUACACGCAGAUCAAGCUGGAAAUUAUGAACCUGAGCGAGGUGCGCAGCUUUCGGCGCUAUCUGGACGGAAUCGGGUUCAGCGUGGUGCACGUGUGGCGGGAGCUGACCAAGCGCUUCGACGUGGAGGAAAUCUUUGCCGAGCCGGAUGAGGCGAUGCGAAGUUUAAAUCUGACCACCCGAGGCCUGAACGGAUUAGUGGAUGACAUAUUGGCACUGUUGCCGCAGGACGAGAUAAUCCUGCUCUUCUUCGACAAGCUCGAGACGAGCAACGACUUUUCGUACUUCUUCGAGCAGGUCGGCAGCGGCGAGUUCGAGAACGUGCUCAACAUGCUGCAGAGUUCACAGCAGCUGAGGAUUCUUCUGUGGAGAUUGCAACGGCAUGGCUUCGAUAUUCCCGGAUGGAUUCAGCAGAUUCAGCGAUACUUUAGUUUCAGUAGUUUUUGAUGACCAGUGAGAGGCAAUAAAAUUAUUACCAAAGCCAUGUUUUGAAAUU
Messenger RNA from Culex pipiens pallens (northern house mosquito), 1109 nucleotides. Its product is annotated as protein G12-like. The coding region runs from base 383 to 1060 and encodes 225 amino acids. The transcript is spliced from 3 exons. NCBI's taxonomy places the organism in Eukaryota, Metazoa, Arthropoda, Insecta, Diptera, Culicidae. The record is from RefSeq and is a predicted model, not a curated record.